CAAAACAGCCGUUCGCUGAACCAUCGUCCGACACCAUGACACACGAGACAAGACCGGCUCAAGAUAAGCACAGCCUGGAGCGGGAGUUUGCCGAGUCCACCAGCCUUCACGGCAUCGCCCGGGUGUUUCACGCCAGCAAGCUGCUGGUCAAGACCGUCUGGAUUAUCAUCAUGCUGACCUGUCUCUGUGUCUGCGUCUGGCAGAUCUCGGACCGGUUUUACAUGUUCCUUCAGUACAAGGCCAACACCGAAAUCUCGGUGGAGUACACCAGGAACAUGGACUUCCCGGCGGUGACCAUUUGCAAUUUCAACAGGUAUCGACAAAGUGCGUUGACAGAGAGUGACAAAACAUUUCUGCCUUACAUCAUUUGGGCAAACGACUACGACUACGACUCGUUCGGCGACAGCCAGGCCGGCAUGGACUACUGGGACGUGACUUCUGAGGACGGGGUCAACGGCACGAGUUUCAACUACACGGACUUCACGCUGAGGGCGGGCUUUCUCAUGGAUGACGUCACCCUACGUCAAUGCGAAUGGCGACGGAAGACAAAAAGCUGUUCGCCCGCGAAUUUCUCUCACGUCUUUACUUCCUUUGGCAACUGCUGGACUUUUAACUCGGGGAAAACCGGACCGAUCCUGAGAGAGACUCAGGCUGGAAGCGGCAACGGGGUUCGGAUGCUUAUCGAUAUACAACAGAGCGAAUACACGGAAACGGUGGACGGUAACAUCCCUGCAGGGCUGAAGGUUUUAAUUCACGAUCAAGGGACGCCUCCCUUGGUAGAAUCAGCAGGGCUUGCUAUCUCACCCGGCGUGUAUGCAUUUAUAGGUGUACGAAAACAACAGUAUCUAAAUCUGGAACGUCCGUACGGGAAAUGCAAUGCCUCCAAGACGCUGACAAGAUUUACUCAUUACACGGCAGAAGGAUGUAACAUCGAAUGUAGAGCUAAGGCCAUACUGGAGAAGUGCAACUGCAGGCUUGUACGACACCCAGGGAACGAGAAUGAAUGUUCUCCCCAACAGACCAGCGGCUGCGCAAUGAACACCCUGGGUACCCUGGUAGGCGGGACGGAUAACCCAUGCGACUGUCCCGUGCCGUGUAACUAUGCAACAUUCACCACCUCGCUUUCCACAGCCGCCAUACCUAGCAACAGCGUGGCCGCUGACCUCCAGGCCAAGGCGCAGGCGCAGUAUUCCUACUCUUCCGACUAUUCCUAUUCGUCUUUUACUGUUCCAUCGCCGGACCAAACGGACCUAUUCGAGGAGGGAUAUUUAGAGAAAAACGGGGUAUUGUUGGAUGUGUUCUACGAAGACAUCAACUACGAAAGGUACGAGCAAUCGGAGGCCAUCACUGCAUCGGCUUUGAUCAGUGACAUAGGCGGCCAACUCGGUCUGUUUCUAGGAGCCAGUUUCAUCACCUUGGCGGAGAUGUUGUCUUAUUUUGGUAAAAAGAUCGACUUUUGGAUUAAGCGCGGGCUCAACAAGCACCGGCGUUUGUUGGAACGGCAGCGAGGUCGGAACAGGACGGAAAUGUCACUGCAAAGUGUGCGGAUUGAUAACGGCAACCAAAUGACAUUACUCUCCCAAGUUUAG
Molecule: messenger RNA, 1589 nt
Organism: Patiria miniata (bat star)
Lineage: Eukaryota; Metazoa; Echinodermata; Asteroidea; Valvatida; Asterinidae
Product: acid-sensing ion channel 1B-like
Exons: 9
Coding region: 36-1589 (517 amino acids)
Biological process (GO): sodium ion transmembrane transport
Cellular component (GO): membrane
Molecular function (GO): ligand-gated sodium channel activity
Source: RefSeq, a predicted model, not a curated record